AUGGCGAGUUUGCUGAGGGUCACCAAUUUUUCCAAGCAGUGGUUUGCGGUAACAGUUGACAACGUAAAGUGUAGGAGAAUUAUCCAUCGGUCAGCUUCAAGGCUGGAAGAGCACCCGUCGCAAGACAGAAAUGAGCUAUCAGACAUAACCUAUGAGAAGCUGGCUGAUGAAACGCUAGAUGCCCUUGCUGAUUACUUUGAAGACUUAAUGGAUGAACCUUUCACUGGACCCGACUACGAUGUUGUGCUCUCUAGUGGUGUGCUAACAAUAAAAGUGGGUGGUGACCAUGGAACCUAUGUGAUCAACAAACAAACACCAAACAAACAGCUUUGGUUGGCCUCUCCGACAAGCGGUCCAAAACGCUACGAUUGGACAGGUAGCGCCUGGGUUUACAGACAUGAUGGCAUCAGUCUGCACCAACUCCUCUCUAACGAGUUUUCUGCCAUCUUCAAAAAGAACAUGCACAUCUUUAAUCUGCCCAAUUCCUGA
Molecule: messenger RNA, 489 nt
Organism: Nerophis lumbriciformis (worm pipefish)
Lineage: Eukaryota; Metazoa; Chordata; Actinopteri; Syngnathiformes; Syngnathidae
Source: RefSeq, a predicted model, not a curated record